AUGGUUUUGUGCAUUGUCUAUGCUUCAAUCGAAAAGGAUAUUUGCAUGAGGGAAUAUCUUAGAGAUAUAAAAGUUGAUAAUGUUUUCUGUUCAGGUUCCUUGCGAAGAUUUUUGGAAUCUGUGAAGAGACUUUUUUUUCUUGCUCUACAUGUUGGACUUGAAAAGACCUCUGCUGUGCUUGUGAUGCUUUCACUUCCACUGUACAGGAAACUUCUCCUUAUAACUAGUUUCAAAGAGUUACGAUUGAGUGAUUGUAAACUUAACAACAUCAGCCCAUCUCUUGAGUAUGUGAAUUUUACUUCACUUGUAACUCUUGAUCUUUCUGACAACAAUUUCAACUCUGAAUUACCAUACUGGUUGUUUAAUCUCAGUAGUGGCAUCUCUCAUCUUGAACUUCAGGACAGUAAUUUACAUGGUGAAAUACCUUCCAGCUCAUUAAGCCUAAGAAAUUUAAAAAACCUUGAUCUAUCUUUGAACGACCUCACAGGAUCAAUUCCAAAUUGGUUUGGCCAAUUAGAACAUCUGCAGCACCUUGAUCUAUCCAACAACUUGUUUUCUGGUUCCCUUCCCUCAACGCUUGGAAAUCUCUCAUCCUUAGUUUCCUUAAGAAUUGGCUCUAAUUCCUUCUCUGGUGCAAUAUCUGAAACAUCUUUUUCCAAACUCUCAAAUUUAGAAUAUCUGGACUCGAGCAAUUCCACGACUUCAUUCUGGAUGGAGAACCAGACAAGGAAUGAGAAGAACAAAAGAUUUCAUUCCUUCAGAUGGUAUUCUGUGCCUCUACAUCAUCGUGGAUAUGCUUUGGGAUUGACUUCAGCUGAUGGUUCAAGUGAUAUGGAUUGUGGUCUGGAGAUCAUUGAUGAUGUUGCCAGGUGUUUCAAUUGUGGUUCUUACAAUCAUUCUUUGAGAGUGUCCAAGGCCUCUUGA
Gastrolobium bilobum is the source of this 924-nucleotide messenger RNA. Its product is annotated as leucine-rich repeat receptor protein kinase MSP1-like. Lineage: Eukaryota; Viridiplantae; Streptophyta; Magnoliopsida; Fabales; Fabaceae. The coding region runs from base 1 to 924 and encodes 307 amino acids. The transcript is spliced from 5 exons. Gene Ontology annotation, molecular function: protein binding. The record is from RefSeq and is a predicted model, not a curated record.